AUGGUCGUGGUGGUGGCCCAAAAAUUUGGGGGAGCGACUGUGGGAAGCUCGUGGUGGCCGUUUGGUGGUGUUGUGAGUCGCGGUGGAGGAGCUGUGACCGAAGGAAAAGGGGAAGUGAAGGUGCAGGGAGAGUGGGGGCUGCCACGUGAAGGAAAAGUGGUGACGGGGGCCUUUUAUUGGUGGAGAUUGGGCACUAAGGAGAAGGGAAAUGAAGGCCGGGAGAUGGAGAAGUGA
Messenger RNA from Sphenostylis stenocarpa, 234 nucleotides. Lineage: Eukaryota; Viridiplantae; Streptophyta; Magnoliopsida; Fabales; Fabaceae. The record is from the annotation of a GenBank genome assembly.